UAAAACUUAAAGCGAAUGACGCCGGAAGUCGUGCCCACGCAAAACAAAGAUGGACGCGCCCGCUCUUCCGUUACUUAAAAAUAAGGUGGAUAUAAGACAUUUAAUGCAUAUCCCGUCACCUAAAAGAAUAAGGCGGAAGUUGUUGCUUGGUUGUGAAAAUCUUGCUGUGUUUAGUGGCUACAACACAUGGUUCACGGUGGAGAAUCUAGAACCGAAGACCACCUACACUUUCAGACUGAAGGUCAUGUGGCCCUCUGGUCAGCAGCGCUAUUACCCAUCAGUCUCUGCUUCUACAGAAAAGCAGCCCCUGAACGGGAGGAAUCUUCACAAUGCCGUCCUCAGGUGUGAUGAGCUGGAGCUCUGUCGAGUGCUGCAGUCCAUAAAAGUCACAGUGGAUGUUCCUGACAAGCUGGACUUCACUCCUCUAAUGGUGGCUGUGAUGAAGGACUUUAUUAGUGGAGUUCAUAUUUUGGUCCGUCAUGGAGCAGAUGUCAACAGAAAAAACAACAGUGGCAAAGACAGCCUGAUGCUGGCGUGUUACCACGGGCACCUGGAUGUGGUACAGUUCUUGCUCCGCUGCGGGGCGUCCCGGAGCUCUCGGGACAGAUCGGGCUGCUGCGCCCUGCACUGGGCCACCGCUGGAGGACACCUGCCUGUCCUGCGCUAUCUCAUACAGGACGGGUGUGAGGUCGAUGUGCGGGACGAUGCCUCCUGGACGCCCCUCAUGAUCGUGUCAGUGAUCACCGGAGACACAGCUGUAGCUUCACUGUUAAUCAAAGCUGGUGCUGAUGUUAAUGUACAGGACCGAGACGGGAAAACACCACUGAUGGUGGCUGUGCUGAAUAACUACAAGCAUCUAGUACAAACCCUGCUGGAGAGAGGAGCCGACCCAAACAUUCAGAACCAGGCUGGCGUUAACGCUGUUCAAAUGGCGCACGCGUUUCAAAGGGAGAAUAUCAUCAGCCUGUUUGCGGAUUAGGAGUGAGAGAAAAGAGACGAACCAUGCGUCGGUUUCAUAAACAACUUUACUAGCGCUGCCCUUUAUUUGUGUGCUGCAGACAUCAACGUACAGUAUCUUAUUUCACAUUUUCUCGAUUAAUCAAAGAAUUAUCAUAAAAAAAGCAGUUUACACCCGUGACACUGAAGAAAGUACAUGAGCAGAUUUACUGAGUGCGGGUACAACGUGAAUCAAAGUGAAAAAUAGUAAAUAAUAACUGAUUAAAACAAGCAAGGCAGGUAACCUAGAGACACGUGAUCAUCGUAUGAUUAAGUCAGCGUCUAGAUCCGAACAGUCUCUGCGCACUGUAAUGCACUGUGUGGUUUAACACUGUAAAAAGGCAACGGGACACUCGCGAUGGUCGCUCAUACGAUGAAUGAAGAGGAAUUUACAAUGUAAACACUGAGAUAUAAUGGCACUCAUACGGCGUCAGAAUAAAGGCCUGAAAGACCCACGUUUGAGAACGGAAAUGGCUCAGUGGCAACAAAUAAUAAAGUCAGAAGACUCGGUCUUGAAUAAAAACAAGGCCCGUUAGUCUCAGUGCCAAACAUCGACCUGAAAAAUGGACAGUCGGAUCUGCCAGCUCUCUGUUUUCUUGUUAAAACACACUACCGCUCAAAACUUUUAAUCGGCGAGGAUGCAUUCAGUUGAUCCAAAGUGACAGUGAAAACAUCGCUAAAUGUUUCCAAAGAUUUCUGUUUCGAAUCACCGCUGAUGACAUUGAUAAUCGGAAAUGAUGACACUGAAGACUGGAGUAACGAUGCUGAAAGAUGUCGAUUUGCGAAUAAAUAACAUAAAAAAAGUAUAUUUUCUAUUGUAAUGAUAUUUGUGAAUAUUAUGUUUUACUGUAUAUUAUAUGUAUACUAUAUAAUAAUACAGUAAAAAAUAAUGUUUUUACUGUAUGUUGCAGCCUUGGUGUACAAGAGUCUUUAAAUGUUUGAGUAGUGGUGUGUUUAUUUGUGAUUUGUCUUUGUUUACAAUAUUUUCCAUCAUUGUGCAUCAGACUGUCUACUUCUGUAGUCAUUACGUAGUUUCGCAUUGGAGGCAAUUCACACAAAACUCUUUACUAACCCAUCUAAUCUGGGUAACGCUUAAAGCCUUUAUGUAUAAUGCAUUACAAAAAAAUGUUCACUGUAAUGCAUGAACUAACCGUAGAUUAAAUGCAUUCAAAUAUUUGUUUAAAAGGUUUGUUUGCUGUAUGAUUUGAUGCAUUAUUUAAUUAAUGCAUACUUUCUAAAGGAGUAAAAGUUAAUAGAUAAGUAUUAUAAUUGCAUACAUAAAAACCGUGUAUCCAUGAGAUCAAGCAGUGCAUAUUUAAUGCAAUAAAACAAAUUUUAUAAUGUAUUAUAUAUAUAUAUAUAUAUAUAUAUAUAAGGCUUUAAGUGUUAGCCAAAUUAGUUUUUGACCCUGUUGACAGUAAUUCAUGACCAAAAACUCUUUAUUUCCAAAUGUUUUUGUGCAUAUCCGAUUAUUUUAGUGCAGUGUGUUCAUUUACCCUGACAAAUCGCCCAUGAACCUUUGCCAGUGAUUCAAAACCACUGACCGCAGCGUGUUUGAGGGAGACCAGAGGGAUUAUGAGACUAUUUAGAGAAGGAUUCAUGUGUCUGUUUUCAUUAACCACAAUCCACUUUUAAUGCUCCAUGUGGCAACGUUAUUUGGGUCGAUAAGAGAGAAAAUACAUGUAAUUUGUUUAAUCGUUUCCCCACAGUAACUAUUUCUAAGUACAUCUACGAGACUGCGGCUGCGUGACCAUAAAAUCAGGUCGUGAUUUCCCGUCGGUAAAGGUCUUCUCAAAGCUGGGAUCUCCUGAGCGAGCCGUCUAUCUGAACAUCUGACAGCUCACAGGAACACAACAUCUGUGUCCGUCCUUUAUCCUUACGAGCUUUGAAAUCAACAAAAGCCGGACUCGGUGCCUAUAAUUUGUCGCAAAUGUUUUCAUGCUCACAAAAAAAACGAGACAAGACUUGUUUAGACAUGUGAAAUUCAGAACAUUAUUGGGCUGUACAGUAUUGUACAGUAGUACAUGUCCAGGUCAUGUUUCACCUCAACGUUAAAAAGUAGUAGUAAGAAAGCCUGUUUUAAAAAUGGUUGGCAUUGUGAUAUUUUUUUACUGCAAUACGGUAAUGAAAAUAAUCCUGACUGGAUGAUGUUUGAAUGAAUGAAUAAGUGAAUUAAUUUGAUUGUUUGCAAAAACUAAUUCAGAGAACGGAAAAGAAACUGAAACUUAGUUUUAACAAUAAGAUUUCUAUGACAAAAAUUAAGCACAUUUUCCAAUAAAAAACAUAAUAAAAUAGAGAAUAAUAAUUUAAGUUGCAAUAUUUUGAAUAGAAUUUGAAAAAAGUAACAUGCCUGAUUUUUUUUGUUUGUUUUAAAUUCUAAUUAUAUAUGAUGAUUCUCGUUAGAUUUUGUUUUGUUACUAUACUGAAAAUAAGUGAUGAGAAUCAUAGAUAGCCUAAAAAGCUAAAUAUUCAGAUGUAUUCAAAUAAUUAAAACAUCAGUUGGUAAUAAGCUUAAUUGUCUUACAAUUAAAAACCAAAUACUUUUUAAAAAUUAAGAAUAAAAAAACGAUUAUUUUGUAUAUUUUUCUUUUGUUCCCUUUAAUUUGGGAUAAAAUGUGACCUGGACAUGUUAUCGUGAGAUUAUUUUUAUAAAGGUUUCUUCAACAUCCCUUAAGUACCACUGCAACUGUAAUCAUGUAUGUCUGAAAAUACAUAAUUAAAAUAGCCAUAAAAAU
This is a messenger RNA of Puntigrus tetrazona (Sumatra barb), 3731 nucleotides long. Its product is annotated as fibronectin type 3 and ankyrin repeat domains 1 protein-like. NCBI's taxonomy places the organism in Eukaryota, Metazoa, Chordata, Actinopteri, Cypriniformes, Cyprinidae. The coding region runs from base 50 to 979 and encodes 309 amino acids. Gene Ontology annotation, cellular component: nucleus. The transcript has 9 exons. Gene Ontology annotation, biological process: regulation of apoptotic process. The record is from RefSeq and is a predicted model, not a curated record. Gene Ontology annotation, molecular function: protein binding.